AUGGAGGAAGGGGAAGGAAGGGUGAAGGCAUCACCUGGCUCUCCUGUGUCUGGAGGAGCAGAGCGCAGUGGUCCUGAUGUUGUGGAUGGAAGUGACCUGAAGCAAUUUUUUGAGAACAAUUAUUCUCAGAUUUAUUUUAUAUUCUAUGAAAACUUCACAACACUGGAAAAUAGCUUGAAACAAAAAGGGAAUAAAUCACAAAGGGAGGAGCUGGACUCUAUUCUCUUUAUUUUUGAAAAAAUAUUGCAGCUACUACCUGAGAGGAUUUUUUAUCGAUGGCAUUUUCGCAGUAUAGGGUCGAUUCUGAAGAAACUUUUGCACACUGGAAAUUCUCUCAAGAUAAGAUGUGAAGGAAUCCGACUGUUUCUUCUCUGGCUUCAAGCACUUCAGACUAACUGUGUGGAAGAGCAGAUAUUAAUAUUCGCAUGCCUUGUGCCUGGUUUUCCACCCAUUAUGUCCUCACGAGGUCCUUGUACGCUAGAUAUCCUCAUUAGUCCUCCAAAUUCACCAGAUGCUAAGAUUUUUCCAGAAGAAAUAACCCCACUUUUACCAGCUGUCUCUGGAGAGAAAAUUGCUGAAGACCAAACCUGCUAUUUUCUUCAGCUACUUUUGAAAUAUAUGGUAAUUCAGGCUGCAAGCUUGGAGUGGAAGAAUAAAGGAAACCAAGACACGGGUUUUAAAUUUCUCUUUACCUUGUUUAGAAAAUACUAUCUUCCUCAUUUGUUUCCAUCUUUUACAAAGCUAACCAACCUCUACAAACCUGUUCUUGAUAUUCCUGAUGUAAGACCAAGGCCAGUAUACAUUGCUGCAACACGAAACAAUGAAAAUGUCUAUAGCACAAAAAUACCAUAUAUGGCGGCUCGAGUUGUUUUUAUUAAGUGGCUUGUUACCUUCUUUCUUGAAAAGAAAUACUUAACAGCUGUUCAGAAUACAAAAAAUGGAGGAGAAAUGCUCCCUAAAAUUAUUCAGACUGUUGGUGGUGUAAACCAAGAUAAAAACACCGAGCUGGAAAGCGGUAUGUCUUACGCAAGCGAGCAGGAGCGAAGCCAUUCGAACAGCAGCACCUUGUCCGACAGAAGGCUCAGCAAUUCCAGCCUCUGCAGCAUUGAAGAGCAGCACCGCACCGUCUACGAGAUGGUGCAGAGAAUCCUCUUAUCCACUCGAGGAUACGUUAACUUUGUUAAUGAGGUGUUUCGACAAGCUUUUUUAUUGCCACCUUCGGAUAUAUCUGCAACACGAAAAGUGGUUAAGGUUUAUCGAAAGUGGAUAUUACAAGAGAAACCUGUGUUCAUGGAGGAGCCAGACAAAAAGGAAGAUGGUCAGGAUGCUGUUGUCAACUUAGAGGAUACAUCAGUGCAGACGGAUGGUAAACAUCUUUCCUCUGACCAUUCAGGACAUAAGCGCUCAUCCAGCUGGGGAAGAACAUACUCCUUUACCAGUGCUGUCAACAGAGGAUGUGUAUUAGAAGAUGAGGACAAAAAUGUUAAAGCUGGUGCUCAGGCUGCAUUACAGGUAUUCUUAACAAACUCCGCAAAUGUUUUCUUACUGGAACCGUGUAUUGAAGUGCCUGUGCUUCUGAAGGAGCAAGUUGAUGCCUGCAAAGCAGUUCUGAGUAUCUUCAGGCGCAUGAUAAUGGAAUUAUCAAUGAAUAAAAAGACAUGGGAACAGAUGUUGCAGAUACUCCUCAGAAUAACAGAAGCAGUGAUGCAGAAGCCGAAAGAAAACCAAAUAAAGGAUACAUUUGCUCAAAGCAUGUCGGGAUUACUUUUCCGAACCCUCAUUGUGGCUUGGAUCAGAGCAAAUCUGAGCGUUUACAUUUCUCGGGAGCUGUGGGAUGAGCUGCUCAGCGUUCUGUCUGCCCUGACAGACUGGGAGGAGCUCAUAAAUGAGUGGGCCAAUAUCAUGGACUCUCUAACAGCGGUGCUAGCAAGAACCGUGUAUGGGGUGGAAAUGACAAACCUACCCUUGGAUAAGCUCAGCGAACAAAAAGAAAAAAAGCAGAGAGGAAAAGGGGGCGUUUUAGAGCCUCAGAAGACAGCUGUAGUGGGAAGAUCUUUUUCAUUAAGCUGGAAAAGCCAUCCUGAAGUUGUUGAGCCAAUGAGAUUCAGAAGUGCUACAACCUCUGGAGCCCCAGGAGUUGAGAAAGCAAGAAAUAUUGUUCGUCAAAGAGCAACAGCUAAGCGAAGCCAGUCUAUCAGCAACUGUGUACAUCUUUAUGAGGCUUUGCCAACCACUAAAAGUGUCCCUCUUCUGCUUCACACUGUGAGCUCUCUCUUACCUGGUAUCUCUUACACUUCUUGUUCUCACAGACUGUCAGAAGUUGAAGAAUCACAACAGCUGGAAAAUUCAAUAGGAACAGAAGCUAUGGGUCUAUUUGCAGACCAGGAGCAGCAGCUGACUCGAAGUAGCAGCACUUCAGAUAUUGCAGAUCAGUUUCCAUCUGAUUUUUUUCAAGGUAAAAAGUCUGGGAGUUCUCAUAAUUUAACUUCUUCAGACUCCAAAUCAGUUCAGGAAAAUAAAGGAUAUGCAAAAAAGGAACAUGAAGCUGAACAAGUACUAGUACGAAGAAGCAGUAGUACAGCUGAAUUAGAUUUGAAAGUAGACUUGCAGCAAUCGCAUGGAAAUUACAGAGAGAGAGAAAAAAGUGAAAGCGUAAGCAGUGACACAUCCAUUGGUUAUAAUAAUGAAGUAGAGAUUGCACUUAUCCCCUGGCAAGUGUCUGAAGAAGAUCAUGAAGUUAAUGCACCAGCAGAUGUUUGCAUGGAUCCUGAUGCACCUCGCUGGCUUCAACUUAGUCCUUCAGAUACUGCAAAUUUAACAGACAGUAGUGAAUUUCUGGCUGAUGACUGCAGUAUAAUUGCUGGUGGAAGCCUUAUCGGUUGGCAUCCUGAUUCUGCUGCUGUGUUAUGGAGGAGGAUCUUGGGAAUUCUUGGAGAUGUGAACAAUAUACAGUCACCUAAAAUCCAUGCAAAAGUUUUUGGGUAUCUUUAUGAGUUGUGGUAUAAGCUUGCAAAGAUUCGGGACAACCUCGCUAUAAGUGUGGACAACCAGUCUACUCCCUCUCCUCCUGUCCUAAUUCCUCCUCUCAGAAUAUUUGCAUCAUGGUUGUUCAAAGCAACCACCCUGCCAAAUGAAUAUAAGGAAGGCAAACUUCAGGCAUACAGGCUGAUCUGUGCUAUGAUGACUAGGCGUCAAGACGUGCUGCCAAAUUCUGAUUUCCUGGUUCAUUUUUAUUUUGUGAUGCACCUUGGCUUAACAAGUGAAGACCAGACACAACCUGAUGGAGGCCGUGGCUGGAACUGUGGUGCAGUUGCCAGCAGAGGGCACGCAGACUCCUCCAUAAAUCCUGCGGUGCUCAACAAUGCUGCUGCUGAGAGCCAUUUCGGGUGCCUGUG
Messenger RNA from Mesitornis unicolor (brown roatelo), 3395 nucleotides. RefSeq names its product Ral GTPase activating protein, alpha subunit 2 (catalytic) (gene RALGAPA2). Gene Ontology annotation, biological process: positive regulation of GTPase activity. The record is from RefSeq and is a predicted model, not a curated record. The transcript has 25 exons. Gene Ontology annotation, cellular component: nucleus; cytoplasm. NCBI's taxonomy places the organism in Eukaryota, Metazoa, Chordata, Aves, Mesitornithiformes, Mesitornithidae. Gene Ontology annotation, molecular function: GTPase activator activity. The annotation marks the transcript as partial.